CCAUUGGUGACACUACAUUAAAGGUGGCAUCUAGACUACCUUGAUGAUUAGUUUCUUUUUGGUAAACCAAUUGGAGACAUUGCAAAAAAGCUUUAAAAGUUAUGUAACACAUCACUGAAGGAAACAGGCAGGUAAUAAUCUCUUCACAAUCCCAAUUAACCCAGUUGCCUUGAGCAUUUUGGAAAUAGAACAGAGUUGGAAAGGACCCUAGACCUAUCCCAGUCUAACCCCCUGCUUAAGGCAAAAAAUUCAGGUCAAAUGAUUAUUCUUGAAAAAGUCCAGUGAUAGCUUUUCUUUUCUAAGGUGGAAGCAGUUUAGGAGAGUAAGUCAGUAUCCCAAGAACGAAUAAAAACAGUCAUUUCUAUAAUAUGCAUCUAACUCACUUCUUGGAUAGUCUGGAAAUGCAUUGUUUUAUGUUUUAAAAUGAUAGAUCUUGUUUUGGUGGCUGCUACAUUGGAAUCCAAAUGAACUGAGCAAAUACUGAAACAUUUCUAACUUAAUGAUUUAUAUUUUAAAACACAUACACCAUUAUCCCACGUCACCGAUUUGCAUAUCAUCUCCAUGAUGCCCUACAUACGUUUGAAAAUCUUAUAGGACAACAACAACCUGCAAUUAUAACACAAACAGCAUUUACAAUAUACUUAAAAAAAUUAAGACCGGGAAGAAAUCAUCCUGAAGUUGGACGCAAAGCAUAUGGAUCUCGGUAAAAUUAGUCCCAUCACUCCAACCACCACCAUUUUCCUGACAAUGAACUAAUUCUACCGAACGUUUCUUUGUAGCGCUAUUAUCACUGCCCAGACCAAACAUGGCAUUUAAAGCUUCGCCUCCUUCAGUGUUAAAGAUGGCCGUCCUGGUAACGUCACUCGAAACUCCGGAGAUCGUCCCCUGAGAAGUGAAGUACGGCUGCGCGAUUCUGAAAAACGGAACGGGCAAAAUCGAGCUGUAGAUGCCGGCGGAGUUCGGUUAGCGAUGGCUGGAUUUCAGUUGUGAUUAUUUUCAGAAAACUGACCCGGGAAGGGGAUCUUCCUGCCAUUGUUUUUCUCUUUCUCUUUAAAAAAAUUAUGUCGACAAAACAAACAGAGUUAAUCAUGGUUUGGUCCCACCGACAAACCAGCAAGUACUGGACAGAGAGAUCAUUUUGGAACUGGAGGUGACAUCCAGAAUGUAAAUCAACAUGGGUUUGAAGCUUUUAGCUUGCCUGUUCAACUUCCCCGUUGGAGUAGUUUAUGGAUCCUUGUCUCUCUUUAUUUCAAUUUUGCAUAAUGUGUUUCUCCUCUACUAUGUGGACACCUUUGUUUCUAUAUAUAAAAUUGAUAAACUUUCCUUUUGGAUUGGGGAGACUGUUUUUCUGAUCUGGAACAGCCUCAAUGAUCCUCUGUUUGGCUGGCUGAGUGACAGAGCUUUUCUUAGCACCCAGCAGUCUGGAAUAGCAAUCUCCACUCCAGAAGUUGUUUCAAAGAGACUCAAAGCUCUAAGAUGUCAUGGUCCAUUAUUUGCUGUGUCAUUUCUGGCUUUUUGGAUUGCCUGGGCCAACCCAGGCUUACAAUUCCUUAUCUGUCUCUGCCUCUAUGACAGCUUCCUUACUGUGGUGGAUCUAAACCAGAAUGCUUUGCUUGCUGAUCUCGCCGUGUCUGCAAAGGAUAGGACUGACCUCAACUUCUACUCUUCACUCUUUAGUGCCAUUGGCUCCCUCUCAGUUUUUAUGUCCUAUGCUGUGUGGAACAAAGAGGACUUCUUCUCCUUCAGGGUGUUCUGUGUGGCUCUAGCUUUCUGCUCAGCACUUGGGUUUACCUUGGCGACAUGGCUACUGAGGCAGUGGCUUCAGACAGAUGGACACGUGAAAUGGGAUGAAAACGAAGCAUUAAAAGAAUUAUACAUUGAUCAUCCUUCUAGAAAUCAAGAUAAAAGAAUCACACUGGCUGAGUACCUCAAACAGCUUUCCAGACAUCACAAUUUUCUAUGGUUUGUCUCCAUGAAUUUAAUGCAGGUUUUUCAUUGCCACUUUAACAGCAAUUUCUUCCCUCUGUUCCUGGAACAUUUGCUGUCUGAUCGCAUCUCCCUUUCAAUGGGAUCAUUCCUUCUAGGUGUUUCCUACGUGGCUCCUCAUCUCAACAACCUCUAUUUCCUCUCUCUCUGCCGGAGGUGGGGCGUAUAUGCUGUGGUGCGAGGGCUUUUCUUCCUGAAACUGUUGCUCAGUGUAAUAAUGCUCUUUGCUGGACCAGAUUGGAUCUACCUGCUCUGUUUCUUCAUAGCCAGUAACCGUGUAUUUACUGAAGGGACUUGCAAAUUGCUGAACCUGGUAGUGUCUGACUUGGUGGAUGAAGACUUGGUGCUAAAUCGGAGGCAGCAGGCUGCCUCAGCCCUCUUAUUUGGCAUGGUGGCCUUGGUAACCAAACCAGGCCAAACCUUUGCCCCCUUGAUUGGCACUUGGCUGCUUUCUGCUUACACUGGUUAUGACAUUUUUCAACGGGAUCCCUUGAGCAGUAUAGUGAGUGCCCAGCCAAGGUUGGCUUCCAGUGUAGCCUGGAAACCCACUCUACGCCAGGGCUGCUUCUACCUCCUUGUCUUUGUCCCUAUGACUUGUGCUUUACUACAGCUUCUCACCUGGUCACAAUUCAGCUUGCACGGCAGACGCCUUCAGACAGUGAAAUCUCAACGUCAAGCUUUUACAGAGAGUCACUCUCGAGAAAUCAAGACUAUUUAAUUGAGAGUGAAGAUAACAGCGAGCGGCAUCUUCCCACUGUUGAUGACUGCAUGACCCAUUUAAAAAGGAAAAAGUGGGAGUAAACAGGAGUUCGUUACAUCUUCUUCAGAUCAGCAUUGCCUAGUGGAAAAUAAAUGGAAGCUUUUGAACUAUCUUGAAAUUUUUUGUGAGGCUGUCCAGGGUCCAGUCAGUCUUGUAGAAUUCAUAAAGUUUUCAAAGUUUGUAUCUUCUGUAUCCAAGACUGUCCAGAAAAAGUGAUUGCCUUGUAUUUUAAAAAAUAUUUUAUCAAUUACUUGCUGUUCAUAUUGAUACUAAUUCAUUUCCAGGCUAGGGAGCUAAGCAAUCAGAUUACCCAUAGUCAUAUUAAUGAAGAAGAAUUAGAGUUGAGUAAAUUGGCAACCUUCUGGUCUUUGUAUCACAAACUCCAUAUACUGUUUACAGACAUCUUUGCCACAGGUGAUAGAUAGGUUUUAAGUAUUCCAUUAGCUCUGUUCUUUUUUGCAUUGGAUUGGUAGUCAAACUUGAUUUAGCCAAAUACAGUUAAAAUAAUUGUAACUUAAUGAUUUCUCACGGUGGGCAAGAGCACUUAGAUUCUGUAAAAUAGCUUCUCUGAUAUUGAAACUGGUCAUGUAUUGCCUUUUCAAGAGAAUGAAUAUACUUCAUUCCCACUCAUAGUUCAAGAUAGAAAUUUGUUUUUAAAAGUAGAGUACUAAAAGCAGAUGUAGCAGUCAGAAAUUAAAAACAUGCAUUUUCAAUCUUUAGUCCUAAUGGUUAUGCUGAAAAUCCACUUUCUCUUGUUCUGCCAAAGGUGGAAUAAGGGCUGGUGGUCUGUGCAUUUCUACUGAACCAGUGCCGAAUGUUGGUUUGUUCACGGAUGACUGACAAUUCUGCUUUUCUGAGACUGCCCCUUUCUAAAAAAGCUGCCACUAGCUGAGCAGAACUGGUCAUGAAAUCAUUUUUUUGCAGAAAUACUGAUCACAGGAAAUGGCCUAAAAUUGCCUAUAUAUCAUAAAUGUCCUUGAUUUCCCCAAAUGUUUUGGGCUACAUUUCCUGUCAGGACCAAAUCAUAUCCUCCUUUGCGCGUGCCAAGUAUCAGUUUGUUUAGACAGUAGCCUUAGCUGCUGCAACUGCCAUUUUGCCUUCAAAGACCAGGAUGAUGAAAUGUUUACAGCUUUUGUCUUGUUGGAUGGAUUCAGUAUAAUUUAUUGCUCUCAGUUUGUAUACUGAUUACCUUGAUUUUCAUUUCAUUAAACAUCCUUUUAAAAAUC
Thamnophis elegans (Western terrestrial garter snake) is the source of this 3972-nucleotide messenger RNA. RefSeq names its product major facilitator superfamily domain containing 13A (gene SLC68A1). The transcript is spliced from 10 exons. Bases 1175 to 2704 code for a protein of 509 amino acids. NCBI's taxonomy places the organism in Eukaryota, Metazoa, Chordata, Lepidosauria, Squamata, Natricidae. The record is from RefSeq and is a predicted model, not a curated record.